AUGUCAUCAUAUAUUACCGAGCUUGAAAGCCGGGUCCAGUACCUCGAGUCUAUAGUUAAGCACGAGCGUCCUGACCUGUCUCUGGACACGGAAGCCCUUCGCCAAUAUUACUACGCAAAUCUGGCCGACAGCCCAGGCUCAACGAACGAGGCCAAGUUUCAAGCGGUGAGUAACGUCUGCAGCGAGGACUGUGAGCUGGAACCACGCGACCAUCACACGGCCCAUUACUCCGGCGAGUUCUCGUACUGGGCUUUCUCCAUGAAGGUCAAACGACAUGCGCAAGCUCGUGGGUUCGCAAAUAAGUCGCCCAGAAGCGAUAUGGUCCCGAGUCGUUGGAGGCCCUUGCGACAGCAACAGAGCGCUCAGGUCAUCCGUACGGCAAUUGCCAAGCUUCCACCUCGAUUCGUCGCCUCCUACCUUUCCAGAGUCUUCUUCGCUUAUGCGCAAAAGAACUUUUUCUUCGUCGAGAAGGAAUGGUUCGAUAUUACGUAUCAGGACCCGGGCGACCCUCGCGUCUUGGAUGCAUCCAAAAUGUGCAUCAUUUUUGCCGUGCUUGCCACUGCAACGCAAUACGCCCACAUGGACUCGCCAUCUAGUAGUAGCAAACGCCCAUCCGGCGAGGGUGACGUCGGCAAUUCGUUCUACGAGCGUGCCUUGAGACUGCUACCUGAAGUGAUACAGUCGGCUUCUUUAGAAAGUGUACAGGCGGUUGCAAUCCUCGGCUUCUACGCACAACCGUUGGACGGACCAGGGCUUUCGUACGUUUACUUCAGCUUAGCUACGAGGCUGGCUAUACAGAAUGGAGUGCACCGAAGGUACUCGGGCAGGAAGAUGCCUCCAGUGACCAUCGAGACGAGAAAUCGUGUUUGGUGGACGGUUUACAGCAUAGAGAAGUCCAUUGCUAUUUUCCACGGAAGACCCCCGUCAAUACUCAGAUCGGACGUCGACGCCGACUUGCCUCGUAUAGCGCCUGAUGUCAUACCAGAUGAUGGACCGCUGCACAUCGGUCGCAUGGUUAUCUGGAUCAAACUCAUUGAAUAUCUUGGUAUAUUCCUGGAACAAAUCUUGGCCUUGCGAAAAAAGUCUCCCACGGCAGAUGCAGGGUUGGCCGUAUUCCAGCUGGCUGCUAUGAAGGCAGAGAUGAAGGCUUACUGGGAUACUAUACCAUGCGAAACCUUUGACGAGGACAGCAUCAACAAUAGGCAGGCAGCGCGAUCUUCCGUCCACCUUCGGCUCCUCUAUUGUCUAAUAAGGAUGAGUGGCAAUACUGCCAUUAUCCAGCCGUCCGGUUCGGGAGUGAGCCCGGCACAGGCAGAGCCAUACGAGAUGACCGAUGAUGGUUCUGGGAUCAUGAGCGCCUCUGAACACUCUCUGGUCGAAGACAGUAUUGAUGCAGCCCGUGAAGCUGUGGCGCUCUGCUGGGGACUAUACAAGGGGGAAGACGGCCUGUCGAAGGGGUCUUUCAUCGAACACAACUCGUGCCGCGCAUCCCUGCUUGUGUUGAUUGCCUAUUCAAUCCAGAACAGGGAUGCCACUUUUCGAAGCCUGGUGCAGCAAGGCCUUCAGAUGGUGCGCCAUCUCUCUGAUAUGUGCGAUCUGGCACGGGAAGAAACAUCUCUCCUCGAGGACCUGAAUGAAGCACUUACCUAUUUGGUCCCCUUCGAGGCCACCAAUGGAGAGCCCGACCACGAACUUUCCCGGCACAUCUCAGGAGGCAAACUUUGCCGCAACGGUUGA
Messenger RNA from Colletotrichum graminicola M1.001, 1737 nucleotides. RefSeq names its product fungal specific transcription factor domain-containing protein. Gene Ontology annotation, biological process: DNA-templated transcription. NCBI's taxonomy places the organism in Eukaryota, Fungi, Ascomycota, Sordariomycetes, Glomerellales, Glomerellaceae. The transcript has 7 exons. Gene Ontology annotation, molecular function: zinc ion binding; DNA binding. Bases 1 to 1737 code for a protein of 578 amino acids. The record is from RefSeq and is a predicted model, not a curated record.